Molecule: messenger RNA, 1035 nt
Organism: Stylonychia lemnae
Lineage: Eukaryota; Ciliophora; Spirotrichea; Sporadotrichida; Oxytrichidae
Source: the annotation of a GenBank genome assembly
AUGGAAGAGCAAUAAAAAAUAAAAAUUCUUGUCACAGGGGGAACUGGUCUUGUAGGCUCAAAUUUAAGGGAGCUAGUCGAGUAUUAUUAGUCAUCUUAGGUUGACAUAGCAGUUGAAGAUGCUACCAAUAAACUAGAAUAGGAAUAGGAUAAUUAAUCACUAGAUAACUUCAUUAGGGCUAAUGUUCAAAAUCAUGAAUUCAUAUACCUCAGUUCUAAGGACUGCAACUUGCUUGAUGGUGAGCAUGUAAAAGAACUAUUCAGGAAGCACAGACCUACAUAUGUAAUUAAUUUGGCAGCUAGAGUUGGCGGAUUAUUUGCAAACAUGAAUAACAAAGUCCAAUUUUAUGAGGAAAAUAUACAGAUGCAGAUGAAUAUAAUCAAAGCAUGUCAUGAGUUUGGAAUCAAAAGAUUAAUAUGCACCUUAAGUACAUGCAUAUAUCCUGAUAAAAUAGAGUAUCCAAUAGCAGAGGAAGAUCUUCAUAAAGGUCCCCCUCAUCCAUCAAAUGAAGGUUAUGCAUACGCAAAAAGACAAUGUUAAAUACAAUGUCAAAUAUACAAUGAAUAAUUUGGAACUGAUUUUCUUUGCGUGGUUCCAACUAAUAUAUAUGGAAAAUAUGACUAAUAUAACGAGUCUUCUAGUCAUGUCGUUCCUGCUUUAAUCAGAAAAGCAGCGAAGGCUAAAGAAGCAAAUUCUGAAUUUUUAGUGCUUGGAUCAGGUUCACCUUUAAGACAGUUCUGUUAUGCUCCUGAUUUAGGGAAAUUAUUGCUCUGGGUACUUUACAGGAAAGAAAGUCUUCCCCUUAUAUCUUUAGUUCCGGAAGAAGAAUACACGAUUAAAGAGUUAGCAGAAAAUAUUGCUUAGAUAUCAGGAAUUGAAAAUAUUGUAUUCGAUACUACUAAAGCAGACGGAUAGUACAAGAAAACAAUGAGCAAUAAACUGCUAUAGUCAAAGCUUAAGUACUUUAAGUUCACUGACUUAAAAGAGGGACUAAAAAUGACAAUAGAAAAUUUUAAAAAUGAGACUAGGUUAUGA